Molecule: messenger RNA, 2048 nt
Organism: Wyeomyia smithii (pitcher-plant mosquito)
Lineage: Eukaryota; Metazoa; Arthropoda; Insecta; Diptera; Culicidae
Gene: RIOK1
Product: serine/threonine-protein kinase RIO1
Exons: 2
Coding region: 121-1818 (565 amino acids)
Biological process (GO): maturation of SSU-rRNA
Cellular component (GO): preribosome, small subunit precursor; cytosol
Molecular function (GO): protein serine/threonine kinase activity; ATP binding
Source: RefSeq, a predicted model, not a curated record
UAAACAAAACAAAAGCCACGUGCGAUUGGGUCGUGCGGUUUGUGUAUUGAAAAGUGUGUGUAGUUGCUAACAGGUAUUUUAGAGUGAAAUUUUAUUAAGUGCAUUCGAAAUAAACCAGAAAUGAGUUCCGCCCAAUUUGAGGAUGCUUUGGACGAUACCACAGAAUCGCUUAACAUAAUUAGUCUCGUUAAAACUUCCUGCCAUGACUCAGAUACGCAGGACACGCAUAAAGCUCACAUGACGGCGGAGGUUGCUAUCGCUAAUGCAUUAUUUGGUGAUGGUCGUUUGCGAGCACACGGUUCCGGAGCAGAGGGAAGUGAUGAAAAUACAAGUGAUGCUGAGGAUUGUGAAGAGGAUUCAUUUUAUUUGGACAUAGAUAAUUUCAAGAAAAAUCAUGUCUCAAAUGUCCAACAAUCGCAUUCCAAUGUACAAAGUAAUAGUACGAAAAUUUCCAAUUUUCAACCAGCGGAUGCGUUAUUUAAAAAGUUUACUAAUAAAAUUAUCGUGGAAAAAUACGAAGGGCCAUUAGCUCUUCCUACCCACGCAAAAAACAAACUUAUUGAAACGCAAAGGAGAGCGGACAACGAACGCUUGAGAAGUAAAGAUAAGCAGGAUCGUGCAACAGCUGAACAAGUAAUGGAUCCCAGAACGAGAAUAAUUUUGUUCAAGUUGCUAAGCCGGGAGCUAAUCUGUGAAAUCAACGGAUGUAUAUCAACCGGUAAAGAGGCUAACGUUUAUCACGCUACGUCAAAGGUUGGAAUGGAUUACGCUAUAAAAAUAUUCAAAACAUCUAUUUUGAUUUUCAAAGACCGGGACAAGUAUGUAACAGGAGAGUUUCGUUUUCGGCAUGGUUACAGUAAGCAUAAUCCAAGAAAGAUGGUGCGCACGUGGGCAGAAAAAGAAAUGCGAAAUCUGGUGCGAAUGAAGAAAUGUGGGUUGCCCGUACCAGAACCCAUUUUACUAAAAAGUCAUGUACUUCUAAUGCAGUUUAUCGGACAAGACGGAUGGCCAGCACCUAAACUCAAGGAUGUGGAAUUGACCUGUUCCAAAGCAAGAGAGUUGUAUCGGGAUGCAGUCGAAAUUAUGUGGAAUAUGUACAAUAAGUGUAAGUUGGUGCAUGCCGAUCUAUCCGAGUUUAAUAUUUUGUAUCACGAAGGCAAGAUAGUCAUAAUCGAUGUAUCGCAAUCCGUUGAGCAUGAGCACCCACAUGCCUUAGAAUUUUUAAGAAAAGAUUGUACAAACCUAACUGAAUUCUUCCGCAAGAAGGAUGUCUCUACAAUGACAGUGAAGGAACUCUUUGAUUUCAUAACCGAUCCAACUAUAUCCGAAGCAAACAUGGAGGAAUGCUUAGAGAAAAUGUCGAGCAAAAUUGCUAAUCGCAGCUUCGACGAAUUUACUGAACAGCAAAAACUAGAGGAGGCGAUAUUUAAACAAAUUUUUAUACCCAAAACACUACACGAUGUGUACGAUGUUGAACGAGAUAUUUUCGAGGAGCAAAAUAGAACCAGCUUGGUUUACAAAACGAUAACUGGGCUAGAUGGAAAUCUACAGGUGAUGGAAACCCCGGAAAUUUUAUCGCCGACUGAACCUGAAUUGCAUGAAGAAAAAUCCAUAUCUUCAUCUGCAGAAGAGUCUGGUAGGGACGACGACGAUAAUGUAGAUCAAACCAAAACAUCGGCAAUUCGACAAAAAAAUGAAACAUCUGAAGAUCGCCGUGCUCGCAAGAAAGCUGUAAAAGACGAGAAAGCAGAAAAACGCAAAACGAAAGUGAAAAAACACAUUAAAAAGCGUAAAGAAAAAAUGGGAGCAAAAAAAUAAAAUGAGAAGCGUUUUAAAGCUACAGUUUUUAUUGGCAUCAAAUGAAGAGAUAUCCUUUUUUAAGUACAAAAAAUAUUCUGAACAUAUUGCUUUAUAUAUAAAUUGUCAUAUAUUUGGUUCUGUAGGAUCCGUUGGAAAAUUACUUCCUCUAAAUUGUAGAGACAGUUAGAAAUCUUUAUACACAUGUUUUGCCCCUGGAAUGUUGAACUUAUGCUACUGCUACAGUACGG